CUUCGCUCGCCGCCUCGCUCAGAGCCGGGGCCGGGCCAGAGCGGCGCCCCGCUGCCCUGUCCCCGCGUGCAGACCCCGGGCCCGGCCCCGGCCCCCCGCCAAGCCAUGCUGUGCGGCCGCUGGAGGCGUUGCCGCCGCCCGCCCGAGGAGCCCCCGGUGGCCGCCCAGGUCGCAGCCCAAGUCGCGGCGCCGGUCGCUCUCCCGUCCCCGCCGACUCCCUCCGAUGGCGGCACCAAGAGGCCCGGGCUGCGGGCGCUGAAGAAGAUGGGCCUGACGGAGGACGAGGACGUGCGCGCCAUGCUGCGGGGCUCCCGGCUCCGCAAGAUCCGCUCGCGCACGUGGCACAAGGAGCGGCUGUACCGGCUGCAGGAGGACGGCCUGAGCGUGUGGUUCCAGCGGCGCAUCCCGCGUGCGCCAUCGCAGCACAUCUUCUUCGUGCAGCACAUCGAGGCGGUCCGCGAGGGCCACCAGUCCGAGGGCCUGCGGCGCUUCGGGGGUGCCUUCGCGCCAGCGCGCUGCCUCACCAUCGCCUUCAAGGGCCGCCGCAAGAACCUGGACCUGGCGGCGCCCACGGCUGAGGAAGCGCAGCGCUGGGUGCGCGGUCUGACCAAGCUCCGCGCGCGCCUGGACGCCAUGAGCCAGCGCGAGCGGCUAGACCACUGGAUCCACUCCUAUCUGCACCGGGCUGACUCCAACCAGGACAGCAAGAUGAGCUUCAAGGAGAUCAAGAGCCUGCUGAGAAUGGUCAACGUGGACAUGAACGACAUGUACGCCUACCUCCUCUUCAAGGAGUGUGACCACUCCAACAACGACCGUCUAGAGGGGGCUGAGAUCGAGGAGUUCCUGCGGCGGCUGCUGAAGCGGCCGGAGCUGGAGGAGAUCUUCCAUCAGUACUCGGGCGAGGACCGCGUGCUGAGUGCCCCUGAGCUGCUGGAGUUCCUGGAGGACCAGGGCGAGGAGGGCGCCACACUGGCCCGCGCCCAGCAGCUCAUUCAGACCUAUGAGCUCAACGAGACAGCCAAGCAGCAUGAGCUGAUGACACUGGAUGGCUUCAUGAUGUACCUGUUGUCGCCGGAGGGGGCUGCCUUGGACAACACCCACACGUGUGUGUUCCAGGACAUGAACCAGCCCCUUGCCCACUACUUCAUCUCUUCCUCCCACAACACCUAUCUGACUGACUCCCAGAUCGGGGGGCCCAGCAGCACCGAGGCCUAUGUUAGGGCCUUUGCCCAGGGAUGCCGCUGCGUGGAGCUGGACUGCUGGGAGGGGCCAGGAGGGGAGCCCGUCAUCUAUCAUGGCCAUACCCUCACCUCCAAGAUUCUCUUCCGGGACGUGGUCCAAGCCGUGCGCGACCAUGCCUUCACGCUGUCCCCUUACCCUGUCAUCCUAUCCCUGGAGAACCACUGCGGGCUGGAGCAGCAGGCUGCCAUGGCCCGCCACCUCUGCACCAUCCUGGGGGACAUGCUGGUGACACAGGCGCUGGACUCCCCAAAUCCCGAGGAGCUGCCAUCCCCAGAGCAGCUGAAGGGCCGGGUCCUGGUGAAGGGAAAGAAGUUGCCCGCUGCUCGGAGCGAGGAUGGCCGGGCUCUGUCGGAUCGGGAGGAGGAGGAGGAGGAUGACGAGGAGGAAGAAGAGGAGGUGGAGGCUGCAGCGCAGAGGCGGCUGGCCAAGCAGAUCUCCCCGGAGCUGUCGGCCCUGGCUGUGUACUGCCACGCCACCCGCCUGCGGACCCUGCACCCUGCCCCCAACGCCCCACAACCCUGCCAGGUCAGCUCCCUCAGCGAGCGCAAAGCCAAGAAACUCAUUCGGGAGGCAGGUCAGAAGAGAGUGAGGAGCGGGGGCAGGGUGACCUGGGGACGGGCUUGGGCUCUGUUCCCUGGAGGUUACAGGCCGGGGCUUUGGGUGAGGGACCCCCGGAGUCUGUCACGGUCUCACCCCAACUCUGCCCCAGGGAACAGCUUUGUCAGGCACAAUGCCCGCCAGCUGACCCGCGUGUACCCGCUGGGGCUGCGGAUGAACUCAGCCAACUACAGUCCCCAGGAGAUGUGGAACUCGGGCUGUCAGCUGGUGGCCUUGAACUUCCAGACGCCAGGCUACGAGAUGGACCUCAAUGCCGGGCGCUUCCUAGUCAAUGGGCAGUGUGGCUACGUCCUAAAACCUGCCUGCCUGCGGCAACCUGACUCGACCUUUGACCCCGAGUACCCAGGACCUCCCAGAACCACUCUCAGCAUCCAGGUGCUGACUGCACAGCAGCUGCCCAAGCUGAAUGCCGAGAAGCCACACUCCAUUGUGGACCCCCUGGUGCGCAUUGAGAUCCAUGGGGUGCCCGCAGACUGUGCCCGGCAGGAGACUGACUACGUGCUCAACAAUGGCUUCAACCCCCGCUGGGGGCAGACCCUGCAGUUCCAGCUGCGGGCUCCGGAGCUGGCACUGGUCCGGUUUGUGGUGGAAGAUUAUGACGCCACCUCCCCCAAUGACUUUGUGGGCCAGUUUACACUGCCUCUUAGCAGCCUAAAGCAAGGGUACCGCCACAUACACCUGCUUUCCAAGGACGGGGCCUCACUGUCACCAGCCACGCUCUUCAUCCAAAUCCGCAUCCAGCGCUCCUGAGGGCCCACCUCACUCGCCUUGGGGUUCUGCGAGUGCCAGUCCACAUCCCCUGCAGAGCCCUCUCCUCCUCUGGAGUCAGGUGGUGGGAGUACCAGCCCCCCAGCCCACCCACUUGGCCCACUCAGCCCAUUCACCAGGCGCUGGUCUCACCUGGGUGCUGAGGGCUGCCUGGGCCCCUCCUGAAGAACAGAAAGGUGUUCAUGUGACUUCAGUGAGCUCCAACCCUGGGGCCCUGAGAUGGCCCCAGCUCCUCUUGUCCUCAGCCCACCCCUCAUUGUGACUUAUGAGGAGCAAGCCUGUUGCUGCCAGGAGACUUGGGGAGCAGGACACUUGUGGGCCCUCAGUUCCCCUCUGUCCUCCCGUGGGCCAUCCCAGCCUCCUUCCCCCAGAGGAGCGCAGUCACUCCACUUGGCCCCGACCCCGAGCUUAGCCCCUAAGCCCUCCUUUACCCCAGGCCUUCCUGGACUCCUCCCUCCAGCUCCGGAACCUGAGCUCCCCUUCCCUUCUCAAAGCAAGAAGGGAGCGCUGAGGCAUGAAGCCCUGGGGAAACUGGCAGUAGGUUUUGGUUUUUAUUUUUUGAGACAGGGUCUCGCUCCGUCGCCCAGGCUGGAGUGCAAUGUUGCAAUCAUGGCUCACUGCAGCUUUGAACUCCCAGGCUCAAGCGAUCCUCCCAUCUCAGCCUCCUGAGUAGCUGGGACUACAGGCACAGGCCACCAAACCUGGCUAAUGUUUAAAUUUUAUGUAGAGAUGGCGGGGGGGGCGGGGGUCUCCCUAUGUUGCCCAGGCUGGUCUCGAGCUCCUGACCUCAAGUGAUCCUCCUGCCCCAGCAUUCCAAAGUGCUGGGAUUACAGGUGUGAGCCACUGCCUGGCCUGGCCGUAGGUUUGUAACUGUUUCAUAGAAGAGCCCUGGAGAAGACAGUAGAAUGAGCCUAUCUAGUUUAAAAAAUAAAGAAGCACGUUGAUUUCACCACCGCCACUCCCUGAGCACCUCUAUGCUGCCACCCCCACAGGCCCAUGAGGAGGGACAGGGCUGGAUGAGUUUCUUGGGCCUCUCCCCUCAACAGGGCAUGGACUUGGCUAAGACAGCCAGGGGGUGGCAGCAGGAGAUGCCACAGCUCUAAAUAGCCCGAUCCCUGCUCCUGGCUUAAAGCUGCUGCGAGUAUCACAAGACUGUCUGAGGAUGCCAAUUCAGCAGGUCAGCGCCUCCCCACAACACACACACACACACACACACACACACACUCACACAUACACAGAGGGGCCUUGAAUGAGGAGGAGACAGGAGUCUGAGGGACCCUCAGACUGCCACUCUCCAGGCUUGGCUGGGCUCAAGGCCCCUGUCUGCUCAGUAGGGCAAAUCCCAAGGACACGGGCUUCCCUUCCUCCAGCCAGCCAGCCUUUUACACAAAGGCUGGAAACGCUGCUUGGGCCGCCUCUAUAGAAAUGCCAGGAGAGCGCACUGGACACUAGGCGACAGAAUCUGGAGAAAAUCCUGCACCCGCCCCUGCCAGCAGGGUGAAAUGUGGAGGCCUGGUGUUUUAGGUUCUGCCAGCCAACAGUGCCGGCACUGGACAAGGGCAGAACUUGACAUUAGUCCCCAGAGGGUGGCCUGGAACUGGGCUGGGAUAGGCCUUGAACUGGCCCCAAGCCCCACAGAAACCAAAACACAGGGCUGGGGCAGACUCCACCUUCUAGCAACUCCAAGAACUAAUGCAGAAAGUGGCAGUGUCCCCCGCUCCUUCAUGCUGGGAGUGGCGUUUGGCUCUGGUUAAUUUGUGUGUCUGAAAGAGGAUAAUCAGAAUCAAAAGGGCCCAGAAGGAAUGGGCCGAGCCAGGCGGGCCGGGCCAGGCAGCCCGGGCAUCUGGCACUCAGGGCUGUCAGAGGGUCAGGCUGCCAAACUGCAGCCUCAGGAUGGGAGGCACAGUGAGGCUAAGUCCAGUUUUAGCAAAUGAAGAGCCAUUAGCAUUGCCCAGCCCCUGCAGAGCCAGGUCUGGCCAGGGGCUGGCUGGGGGGUCUGGGUCAGGUGAGCACCAGACCCAGGGCUGAGUGCCCAUCCUGCUUGGCUUCUCUGGUUUCGUAUCUGGUACCAAGAGGAAGGGGUGAAGGCUAGGAUGAGGGCCCAAUACUGAGAAGGCUGCCUUGAAAGGGCAAGAGUCUUUUUUUUUUUUCUUUUGAGACAAAGUCUUGCUCGUCCCCCAGGAUGGAGUGCGAUGGCGUGAUCUCGGCUCACUGCAACCUCUGCCUCCCGGGUUCAAGCGAUUCUCUUGCCUCAGCCUCCGGAGUAGCUGGGAUUACAGGCGCCCGCCACCAUACCCAGCUAAUUUUUGUAUUUUUAGUAGAGACGGGGUUUCACCAUGUUGGCCAGGCUGGUCUCGAACUCCUGACCUCAGGUGAUCCACCCGCCUUGACCUCCCAAAGUGCUGGGAUUACAGGCGUGAGCCACUGCACCCAGCCAAAAGGGCAAGAGUCUUUAAGGAAGUGAACUGGGAAGCAGAAGCAAGGGAGAAAUCACAGGGUUUUUUUUUUGUUUGUUUUUUUGAGAUGGAGUCUCGCUCUGUCGCCUAGGCUAGAGUGCAGUGGCACGACCUUGGCUCACUGCAAGCUCCGCCUCCCGGGUUCACACCAUUCUCCUGCCUCAGCUUCCCAAGUAGCUGGGACUACAGGCGCCCACCACCAUGCCCGGCUAAUUUUUUUGUGUUUUUAGUAGAGACAGGGUUUCAUAGUGUUAGCCAGGAUGGUCUCGAUCUCCUGACCUCGUGAUCCACCCGCCUCGCCCUCCCAAAGUGCUGGGAUUACAGGCGUGAGCCACCAUGCCCAGCCUGAAAUCACAGCUUUUUAUCCCAGAGGCCCAUGGGUAGAAACAACACAUAGGGCUAUGUUCUCUCAGCCCAAAGCUAAGGGCAGGAAAAAAGGCAUGGGCCAUAGGAGCCUGAGUGACUUGGUUUGGGACAGGAGGGUUGGGGGGCUUUAGAGGGGUCAGGCAGGUCCUGUGUCCUCUCAGUUUCCCUGGAAAGGGGCUUGGAGGCACCAGUCAUGGACCUGAAAGGAUCAGGGGGUCAGGGAAUGGGUAAGUUCCAGAGGAUGAGAAGAGGGGGAAUGGGAAGUCUUAAACACAGCUACUGGGGCCCAGCAACUUGCCAUGUUAAAAUGCACCCCUAGUGACUCAAAGAACCACCCGGCCAGUGGUGCAGGAGGAGAGAUGUGGCACCUGGGCACAGUGGGAAGGCACGGGGCCUGCACCUCCACCAGAGGAGCCACUGCUGACCUGGACCAAGGGGGCUGCUCUGUGCCCAGCUAGGGAAGCCUGGGCCGGCUCCUGUGCUGAGGUGCUCAGGUGCUGGCUGAGAGCCCAGUUGCUGCUCUAACUUGGAGUGAACCUGGGUCAAUAGCAGCUCGUCUCUGGCGGGUGGGAAGGGUCUGACAACACCAAGUUUGCCCUGGAAGAAGGGCAGCCUUAAAGGAAGGCCUUUGGAAGCUGGCCUGGUGCUGUGGGCUUGAGGGACUUUGUGUCCAAGCCCUGUCGUCCUGGCUCCAGCCUAGGCUCCAGCACUCCAUUUCUUCCACUGCCACCUGCUGACCAGGAAUACCAGGACAGAAGGUUUUGUUCAGCUGCUUUCUUUAUUAGAAACAAGUGAGAUGUAUUGAGCAGAACAACAA
Homo sapiens (human) is the source of this 6267-nucleotide messenger RNA. It is a transcript of the gene PLCD3, whose product is annotated as phospholipase C delta 3. The transcript has 15 exons. Gene Ontology annotation, biological process: intracellular signal transduction; lipid metabolic process; signal transduction. The coding region runs from base 106 to 2610 and encodes 834 amino acids. Gene Ontology annotation, cellular component: plasma membrane; cytoplasmic side of plasma membrane; cleavage furrow. The record is from RefSeq and is a predicted model, not a curated record. Gene Ontology annotation, molecular function: phosphoric diester hydrolase activity; phosphatidylinositol-4,5-bisphosphate phospholipase C activity. NCBI's taxonomy places the organism in Eukaryota, Metazoa, Chordata, Mammalia, Primates, Hominidae.